CUUCACAGACUGCCAAUGGUUCUUUUCGCUUUUCAGUCUGCGUUCAAUGUGGGAUCAAGAUGGUUCAACGAAUCAAGGACCCCGAUGCGGUAUAUUCUUAUCUCUUUGUACGAGCGCAAGGUCGCUGUCCAAUACGGCAACACAGUAAACGAGAGCAGUCCUUAUAUAUGAUGAGUACUCGCACAGGACUGCCAUUCUCGAUAUCUCGCAUUCCAAGAAUCUGUCUCUGUUGCAAUACUCUCUAAUUUCAACAAUCGUCUGCCAAAACAUUCUGUCUCGUUACAAUACAGCUCCAGGGGCGUUCACUACACCAUCUAUUCGGACUCGCUUCAAAUCCUUC
Molecule: messenger RNA, 340 nt
Organism: Alternaria alternata
Lineage: Eukaryota; Fungi; Ascomycota; Dothideomycetes; Pleosporales; Pleosporaceae
Exons: 1
Coding region: 60-245 (61 amino acids)
Source: RefSeq, a predicted model, not a curated record